This is a messenger RNA of Triplophysa rosa, 2598 nucleotides long. It is a transcript of the gene kcnk4b, whose product is annotated as potassium channel subfamily K member 4. Lineage: Eukaryota; Metazoa; Chordata; Actinopteri; Cypriniformes; Nemacheilidae. The record is from RefSeq and is a predicted model, not a curated record. The transcript has 8 exons. Gene Ontology annotation, cellular component: membrane. Gene Ontology annotation, biological process: stabilization of membrane potential; potassium ion transmembrane transport. Bases 396 to 1859 code for a protein of 487 amino acids. Gene Ontology annotation, molecular function: potassium ion leak channel activity.
CGCACACACACUCACUCUCUCAACUGAGGCUCUGUUUGAUUGAGUACCAUUUCAUUCCUGGGCAUUUAGCAACAGACACACACACUCACACACACGCUCUGUGUAGUGAGAACCUGAAAGGAAUCCUGCAGUUUGCGGUUGCAACUGUGCUGGACAUGCGGAACCGUGAGCACUGAGGUGGGAGAUGGGCUUGAGAACUUGUGUUGUCUCCUCAGUCAGAUCACGAGGACGAGGGGUUUUUACAUGGUUACGGGUCCAGAGACUCCAUCCUUAGCAACUGCCCCAGGCGGAGCUGGAAAAGCCAGAAGAGGGAGAAGGAAACAGACUGUCCUGUCUCGAAGAAGACGAACAGCAGUAGUGGAGAGCAGAAGAAACGGGACUGCAGAACUAAAAUCAUGCAUUGCUCCACCUUAUUAAUUGUCCUCACCGGAGUGCUCCUUUACCUGGUGAUGGGAGCUCUGGUGUUCAAUGCCAUCGAGGCCCCGUAUGAAGAAAGCCACCAUAAUGAACUGCAAACCAUCCGUAAUGAGUUUCUAGGCAACUACACGUGUGUGGACCAAGACCAUCUAGAGGUGCUGAUAAAUAAGGUGGCAGAGGCUAUCAGUGUUGGAGUUGACCCUAGCAGUAACACAACAUUCAGCACCAGCUGGGACCUGGCCAGCGCUUUCUUCUUCUGUGGCACCAUUGUCACCACCAUCGGUUAUGGAAAUAUCUCUCCAAAGACACCGUGGGGUCAGUUCUUCUGUAUCUGGUUUACGCUGAUUGGAAUUCCCUUGUUUGGCUUUCUGCUGGCCGCUGCGGGAGAUCAUCUGGGGACUUCGCUGAGGAAUGCCAUCGCUAAAAUUGAAGCUCUUUUAUGGAAGUGGAAGGUGAGCCCAACCAUUGUGCGUGUCAUCAGCGCCCUGCUUUCCAUCCUUCUGGGCUGUGUUAUCUUCAUAUUUGUGCCAACUUUAGUUUUUCAAAAGGUGGAAAAUUGGACCCUUCUGGAGUCCUCCUACUUUGUGGUAAUCACACUGACAACAGUGGGCUUUGGAGACUAUGUCGCAGGUGACAGCAGUAAAGCGGGUCAAGAUCACUGGUACAAGCCUCUGGUGUGGUUCUGGAUUCUGUUCGGUUUGGCCUACUUUGUGUCCAUUCUCACCAUGAUUGGGAACUGGAUUCUCGUUCUUACCCAAAAAACCAGAGCUGAGCCUUUCCAUUUCCCCUGCCCUACUUUCUGCUCUCAGAUGGAGGAGUUGAGAGCCCACGCCUCAGACUGGACUCAGAACAUUCAGAACAUGUCCGUGGAUUUCCGAAUUGCCGGAAAACUGGACGAUCCCUUCAAGAGCACCAGAAGGAAGCGCCGCCACAAGCGCCACAGACGCAGUGGCAGUCAAGGUGGAUCGGGGGAAGCUGGGUCGGACGGCAGAGGGGAGAACGAAUCAGAAUCCGGCUCGUACUCGGGUUCUUCGGACGAGUCGGACAGCAGUUCUGAAACAGAUUCGGACGUGACCAAGACAGAAAGGGUCCCAGAGGGAGAAAGUGCCAAAGAUUUAGAAAAAGAGGAGAAGCUCUCCAUCAAAGAUCCAACUAUCUCUCAACCCCUGGAUUAUUUUGGUGAAAACCUCGCUUACAUUGACGAGUCAUCAGACGCAGUGAGCGGGAAGGUUCACCUGGAUCCCAUCGUGGAUAAAUCAGAAUCCAACCCAACUUCAAAUGACAGGCCCAAACGGAGACGACAGAGGAGACACUUGAGAAGGGAUCUGCAAAAACCUAAGAUCACCAAAACAAGUCCAGAAUCAGCGAGAAUCAGCGAGAACGUGGCCCCAAAUGGAGACAUUCAGCAAAAGAACCCCUCUCCACUUCAGCCGAAGCUGUGAGCAAACAAGGUGUUCAUGGGGUUUGUAGUUCCUCAGAAAUGUCUUUUUGACAUGGGUCACCCGAACUUAAACUAUACUAGCUUUGGUAUGCUGUGCCUCAAUUUUGAAGGCACAUUAUUCUCAGAUUUUACUGGGAUACAAAAAAAGAAUCUGUCCAUGUGCCUAAAAUGAGAAUCAGAUUACUGUAUAUCACAUCUUGGACACCUCAGCAUGAGUAAGAACUUUUAUUGGGUAAUCAGAUAGCUAUGCACUGACUAUUAGUCCUAACUUUAUAUGCGGAAAGUUCAUGAUCAGAUCAUUAGUGCCAUCUACUGGAUAGUUCUGAUAUAAUCAGAUAUGAUUUCUACACAUUUGACUGUACUGUAUGCUGUGUAUGGAUUCCAUGACUGUUUUAUUCUCUGUGCCUUUUGCCACUAUCCUCAUUUAAUAACUUGAUAACAAUAAAGGAAUGUCACUUCAAAUAAUUAUGCAGGGGAAAUGUAGCUUUGAUUCACAGGAAAUACACAUACAGCUAAAAAGUAAACAUAUCUGCCAAAUGCAUAAAUGUAAACUAAGCCUUUUCUCCAGCUUAUGUACUCAUUUUUAUUAUUGUUAAAUUACAGAAUUGUGCAGAUGCAUUUUUUUUCUUUAAAAACAGUCUGCAUACUAUUUUUUUCCAUGUUGAUGUUUGCCCGUUAUCUUAUUAAAAGCUCACCCAAAAAUGGGAAUUCAUUUAUUUCAUCAAUUGUUAUCAUUUUUA